Brassica napus (rape) is the source of this 513-nucleotide messenger RNA. RefSeq lists its product as uncharacterized. The transcript has a single exon. NCBI's taxonomy places the organism in Eukaryota, Viridiplantae, Streptophyta, Magnoliopsida, Brassicales, Brassicaceae. The coding region runs from base 1 to 513 and encodes 170 amino acids. The record is from RefSeq and is a predicted model, not a curated record.
AUGGACGUUGAUGAAGAUACGAAGAGAAUCGAGGAAGAGCUGAAUGAAACUAUGGUAGAAAUAGAAAAGCUGAAGAAAGAAUUGAAAGAAGAAAUGAAGGAAAUUAGGGAAGAGAUAGAAAAGCUGAAGAAAGAAUUGAAAGAAGAACUGAAGGAAACUAGGGAAGAGAUAGAAAAACUGAAGAAAGAAUUGAAAGAAUUGAAAGAACGGAAAGAAGAUCUCGAGAAGAAGAUUGAAGAAAAGCUGAAGAAAAUAAGGAAGGAGCAUAAUGAAGAGCUAAAGAAUGUAAUCACUGAGAAGAACGAAAUGGUGAGGAUAGUGAUGAAGGACAAUGAUAAAAAACUUGAGGAGAAGCGUUGUGAGCUAGAAGAGUUAGAGGAUACAAACUCGACACUCAUCAUAAAAGAACGUCAAAGCACUGGAGAGAUACAAGAAGCAUUCACAGAAUUAAUUAGGGUAAUAUAUUUACGAGUUAUUUUCAUGUUCUUGAGUGCCGUACUGCUGUUGGUAUAA